Messenger RNA from Aphanomyces invadans, 5875 nucleotides. RefSeq lists its product as hypothetical. The coding region runs from base 48 to 4304 and encodes 1418 amino acids. Gene Ontology annotation, biological process: protein side chain deglutamylation; proteolysis. The record is from RefSeq and is a predicted model, not a curated record. NCBI's taxonomy places the organism in Eukaryota, Oomycota, Saprolegniomycetes, Saprolegniales, Verrucalvaceae. The transcript is spliced from 4 exons. Gene Ontology annotation, molecular function: metallocarboxypeptidase activity; protein binding; zinc ion binding.
AUCGAGUUUAAGAGGUCGAUGCACAUGCCGCAGCGGCUUGGCAGCGGAUGUCUCGAGUUCAAGCGCUGCUGAACCGGAUGGUCGAGUACGCGAGCGACCCGAACACGAUCAAGACUUGCUGCGGAGUCCUCUCGAUCCUCUCGCGGAGCGAGGACAAGAAGACAGAGAUUGCCAACGCCGGCCUCGCCAUCGUUUUGAAAGCGAUGAAUGCCCACAUGGCCAACGAAGACCUCGUGGAGGCUGCGUGUGACCUCCUCUGGACGCUCGCGUUCAACAACAAGCCCGUCAAAGCCAGCAUCAGUGCCCAUGGCGGCAUCGCGACGCUCCUUCGGUGCGUCGACGUCCAUCGACUGAACCCGGCGCUGCUUCGAUCCGCGCUCGGGACGUUGAGCAAUCUCAGUCAACUCGCCGACAACCAGCAACACAUCGGUGUCGGACUUCCUGUCGUGGUGGCGGCCAUGCAGCUGCACGUCCGCAACGUCGAUCUGCUCGCGUUCGCGUUGGACACACUGACUAGCAUCAUCAUCGGCCACGAUCGCAACUGCCGCGUCGUAUAUGACCUUGGGAUCAUCGACUUCCUCCUGGACGUGCUCAAGGACUACAACCAACACGCAAGCGCAUCCCGUUUGGCAGUUGUCAAGUCGGCGUGCCACACACUUGCCAUCGUGUGCGAGCUCCAGGGGGUGGGCAAGUGCAUCGCGGACGCGCACGGCGUGGCGGCAAUCGUCGCGGCCAUGUGUGCAGCCGCGCCGCUUCCGACCGACGUCGAGCGCAUCAUUACCGUUCUCCUAUUCCGCAUCUCGAAAGACCCUGCCGUGGUGCCCCAAAUGGUUCACGACGGAGUUGUUCUCGUAUUGUUCCGAGUCCUGGCGAACCAGCGGACCGGCGCCAUGUGCUCUGAGACGCUCCUCGCGACUUGCCAUAUCUUGUGCUUGAUGACACAGUUCGCCAGCUCUCACGCGGUCGACUUGAGCCCGUAUGUGCCGGUGUCGUCGUGCCACGGGGAUCUUCUCCUGCGCCUCGCCGCCGACAACACGGCGCCGCUCGCCUUGUCCAUCUUCCGCCUUCUGGCGCACUUGUCCCGCAACCCAGUCCCGCUCCCAGCGCUUGUGAACGUUGCGACGAUGGAAAGCAUGCUGGCCCUCGCGACGCUGCAUGGGAACCCUCCCGAGAUGCUCCAGCUCGUUCUCGAUGUCCUUGUACACCUCCGGCGAUCCAUGAUCGCAGCGCAGCCCCUCCGGUCACCGGAAAAGUCGCUCGCGGCUCUCCUCGUCGCGAUUCGGACGUUCCCGGAAGACAUCGAGCUGCUCGACCAAGUCUUUUGCGUCGUCACCGCGUACAGUUUGUCCGACUCGUCGUCCCAUCCCCGCACCGUGUUUGGCUUCAUUGGCGCUGCCAUGAGGUGCCUCAGUCGAUAUUCGAGCGCGAACUGGGCACCCCAAUGCAUGAUCGAGGCAUGCCGUUUCCUGCUGCACGUCAUGGGGUCCAAGGAAGGCGUCGACAGCAUGGUCAGCUGUGGGGGCGUCAACAUUCUGUGCCAGUUUAAUCGCGACGUGUUUGCAGCCCCUGCUGACGUCCCUGCCGACCUUCAAAAGCUUCUCCAUGCAAUGUGUCUUCGACUCGAAACCCCGUUUGCCGGUCCAUCCCCCACGGCGCCCGCUGUCAUGAAGAGCGAGGUCGUCGGAGAAGCGGCUGGCUGCAUGCCCAGUGGUACCCAGCAGCACGACGAUGACGACGAUGAAGACGAAGAGGAUGAGAAUCCAAUGGAGGAGGACGAAGAAGACGAGGAUGAACAAGACAGCGACUACACCGACGAACUCCGCGUCGUGGAUCAUCCCCAGGUAGACGACGAGGCCGUGGCGCAGUGCGACCAUCGAUCGUCACCGGACGAUGGCGCCGCCUCUGCGCCGCCGCCUUGUACUGCGGCUCCGUCCAGCGUAGUCACGGCAGACGCGAGCACCCCUCUACGUCCCGUGACCGUCCCGCCGGCCGCGUUGGUUUCGUACCUCAUCCAAACGUUCGCACACCCCCAGGACGUAGUCCCAUCCGAACGAAGUGCCGCCACCGUCAGCGAACACCGGUAUACGUACACAAGCCACUCGAGCGGGUACCACCUGCCGAAACAUCCCCUCGUCCGCCUGCCGUCCGGCGGCGCACCCCAACCACCCGCCGCCACGACGUUGCUGACGACGUGUCCUGUGCACAACGAGCCGGCUACAUCCACGUUUGCCAGUUCCGCCGACAUGCAGCAGUACAUUGAGUUGCGCAUGGCCAUGCGCGUCGCGCUGGUGCAAACCAACCAUGCUGACGCUCAAGUCGUGUACCAAAGCACGCGACCGGCCGGAAACGCGUCGCUCGCGUCGGCAGUCCCCACCGACGUGUACCCGUAUGCUGUGGGUUUCCCGACGUCGAGCGACGCCCGUCGGUUCGGUGCCCCCUUGACGUUCGACUCGGAGUUUGACGCAGGCAAUCUCCUCCGCGCGGUGCAAGUAGCCGACACCGAGUUCGACCUCAUCUUGCGCCCAGACGUGCACACGACCGGGUACACGCAAUGGUUUUACUUUGCCGUCGCGAAUGCCCAGCCGUCGGUGGCGUACACAUUCCACAUUGUCAACUUGUACAAACCAGACAGCCUCUUCAACACGGGGCUCCAGCCGGUCGUGUACUCGGUGCAGGACGCAAGCACCGACGCGAUCGGGUGGAAGCGCGCCGGGACAGACGUGUGCUACUAUGCCAACCCGUACAAGCAGCCAAAACAGACCAAGGCGGACGACGGCCACGCGAGUACGUUUUUCACCAUGAGCUUUACCUUGACCUUUCCUCGCGCCGACGACACGUACCUCAUUGCGCACAGCUACCCGUACACGAUGGCCGACCACAAGUGGCACCUCCGUCAGCCUCCGUUUCAGUGCGCGGACGUCGUGCGCAAGUCGGUGCUGUGCCGAACGCUUGGGCAACAAGACUGCGACGUCCUCUCGAUCACCGAUUUCGCGUACACCCAUGACGCGCUCGAGACGCGCCCGGUGAUCGUCUUGACGGCGCGAGUCCAUCCUGGCGAGCCCCAAGCAAGCUGGGUCAUGCGCGGUGUCCUGGAUUUUCUCGUGUCCGAUGCACCCGACGCCAAGCUCCUCCGGCGCGUCUUUGUGUUUAAGGUCGUGCCGGUUUUGAAUCCGGACGGCGUGCUGUACGGCAACAACCGAUGCGGCCUCGCGGGUUGCGACUUGAAUCGGCAGUGGAAGGCGCCGACGGCGGCGCGCCACCCGACGAUUUUUGCCAUCAAGGCCGUCAUGCAGACGCUCCCUGUCGUGUUUUACUGCGAUAUCCAUGGCCACAGUCGCAAGAAGAAUGUGUUCAUGUACGGGUGCGACACACCCAAGCACGCCAACCCGAUCGCCCGGACAUUUCCCAAGCUCCUGAGCAGCCACUGGGUCGGCCGCCAGUACGUAAGCCUCGACUCGUGCAACUUUCAAGUGAACCGCGGGAGGGAAUCGACGGCGCGGGUUGUCGUUGGCCGUGACAUGGGCAUCGCCAACAGCUUCACGCUCGAGGCAUCGUUUUGCGGGGCCGACUUUGGGCGGCUCGCAAACCAACACUUCAAUCUGCGCCACUUUGACGACAUUGGGCUCGCGUUCGGGCAGUCGCUGGCCGACUACGCCAUGCCGGAUGGAAUGGACCGAGGGACGGUGUACGAAUGGCUGCAGAGCCCGGACGAAUGCCAAGAUAUUCGACGGUACAUCGAGACAUUGUACAACGGUCGGCUUGCCGAGCAACAACUCGCGGGCAUCGUGCCCCUGCACAUGACACUUGGGCCGUUGUUCGAGCGCAAGGGGUCGUUUGCGCGAUUGCUCAAGAAACCAGCCAAGGGCACGCAUAAGAAGAAGAAGAAGAAAAAGGCCGCGUCGCAGCCGCCAGCAGCACUCGUCCCCGUUAUCGUUGUGCCGAAGCAGCUCCCGUUGCCGGCCGCUGCCAUUACGUCCACAGGCACGUUGAAGAAGCCAUCCACCAAGCCGGCGAAGAAGGCUGCGACGUCGUCAGGUCCCAAAGUUAUAUUGGGAAAGCCCGGGACGCCGCCACCACUAGCUCUCAAGAAAGCGCUGAGUUUGCCGAGUCCAAAGAUCCAAGCGGCGCGGCUCAAGAACCCGCCCCUGAUAGAGAAUAAUGCGCAGGACGGUUCGUCCAUGAGUCGGUUUAAGAGCCCGAGCUUUCGACGGCUGACCCAGUUCACGCCACCGAGCUUGCGCGAGGCCGAGGAGGCACCCGCGUCGGCGCGGCGGCGCAUUAGCUUUCCAACAGUUAGUAAAUAGCCCAUCCUGUAUCUCUUGGUCUGUCUUGCUCCCAACAACUUCUUGGCCACACGGGGAAUGUCGAAUUCUGCUAUAGCUCCACGGCAUCCAGAGUCGCUUCAAGCGCCAAGAGCCGCUCCUUUCUUGUGGCAAAUUCCCGUUGCAGAUGGGUGCGAACGCUGGCAAAAUGCACCUCGAGUAGAUCUGACGUGGACGGGACGUGCAGCGGGCGCGACUUGCGCAGUUUUCGACACACUUGGGCCAUCGCGUACAGCAGUACGGACGCUACCGAUUCCCCAUGUGAGUGUUUCCCAACAACCAAAAUCAAACUGACCUGCUUGAAACGCCGCUGCAUCGUGCUUCUUGUCGCGGCGACACACGUGCAAAUUCCACGUCGCCUGGAUGAGUCGCGCAGACGCGUUGGCUGUCUGCUUGGCUUGUUUUUCCUUCUCAAGGAGGUCAAAGACCGUCACGUCGGCGUCCGUGAGCUCGAGCAUGGCGAAGAACGACGCGCUGAGCAUUCCCGUCAGCAGGAUCCCGCUCACCAUGGCGAAUACAAUCAUGACGACCUGGCCUGCCGUCGUCAUUGGCACGCGAUCGCCGUACCCGACGGUGGCCAUCGUCACAACGGUCAGCCACACGGCAUUCGCAUAUGUCGACACGAGGGGAUUCACCGGCGCUUCCAGGAUCCAAAUCGCGCUGGCCGUCGUGAAGACGGACGUGAGGAAGCCGAGGCCGAGGAACGCAAACGGGUUCGUGCGUAGGAGGUAUUUGAUCGCAAAGAGAGUCCCGAGCGCAUCCACGUUGUUGAGGCUCCCGAUGAACGCGAUGCGGUAGCUACGAAAUGUGGGAAGCCGUCGGCCGACGAUGUGCUGGUUUACCAGUAGAAAUCGGACAAGUUGCGGACAAAGCGAGGCACCAUGUAAACGCGAACGAGCUGGACGAGGCCGAGGACUUGGUACCUACGUUAGAGAUGAGCAUCGAGCGCAUGUGUGAAGUACGCACGGGUAAGCGUAGAGGAGAUAGCAGUCGCGGCCGUCGAGCGUUCCGUCAAACUUGCAGAAUGGAAGGUGGGACACUGGGUCAAUUUGGGCGCGGGUGAUCCAUUGGCGCACAGAAAAGGAUCCUUCCGUGAUGAAGGGGGGUACGGUGAGACUGCAUAGAAGGAACUCCACGAGAAAGCCGAGAACGACAUACGAAGGGAGCUCGUGGAAGCGAACGUCGGGUGGCAACGACCCUUUUCCGAUAAAAAUGUCGACUUCGAUGCAGUAGCGUCGGACGAGCAGACCGAGCAAGGCAACGGUCAGUGCCGUGUUCACGACGCGGAUCCAACUCGUCUCAAGCGCGCAGUCGACAAAUACGAACAAGACACUCGUCCCCGAGAUGGCGCACAUGGUCUGUUCGACGGUGCGGCGGUUGUUGUAGUCGACAUUGAGCUUGUGGAUCGCGCGGACAUGCUCCGCUGUUUGAACAAAGGAGCGCUUGAAUGCCUCGUCGUCCUUGAGACGGUCCUCGAGCUGCUGCGCAUACACACGCUUCUUCUUCUGCCACAGAUCGUCCGCCAUGCCCCUUGGUCUCUCAACCGCCUCGCA